Messenger RNA from Pocillopora meandrina, 2209 nucleotides. The record is from the annotation of a GenBank genome assembly. Lineage: Eukaryota; Metazoa; Cnidaria; Anthozoa; Scleractinia; Pocilloporidae.
AUGGUUUUGUGUUUGGGCAGUCUUAAGUCUAAAGGCCAUAAUGGUUCAUGGUUAGGUGUGAGACAAUUUGCAGACAAAUUAAAGGUGAAUUUACUUUGUGCUUAAUGGAAUAAAUCCUUAAGUGUUCUCAUUUUUCUUUUGUGCAUUGGAAUACAAUUGAAGUCUUCAUGUAUUGAUGCUUCUGGUAAUAAAUCUGAAUUAUUUUUCUUCUUUUCUUGUUUUUAAAGAAAUGGGAACCAGUGGAGAAGGGACCAAAUUUCAGUGCAAGGUCUGACCAAUGUUCUUGCAAUUUUUACUGAUAUUGCCAAUUUAUGGGUCAAAUUCCCCCUUUUCCUAAGUUUCUGGAAAUAGUUUUAACAAUGUUUUGUUUACUUUUAAUUCAAAGCUUGUAGGGAUAACAGAUGUCGCUAGCCCAGAGGGUAUGGAUAUGUGUGCAGAGGCUUUUGGGAAAUUAAAGGUGCAGUGUAUCUGUUCAUGAUUCAUGUUGAUUCAUGAACUUUAAUCAAAGCUCAAAUUUAUUUUUUACCAUAAUGGCAAUUAUAAGUUGUUAUAUUUCUAAAACACAACUUAUAAUAUGCUAUUAUUAUUGUUAUUCCUUGAACAUGCCACCAUAAUACUGCCUGAAUUGCAUAUUAUAACCUAACAGUAAGUGCUAAAACUUUUCAGUAUACUUACCACAAGCAAGUCUGCCAAUAUAGCAAAUUGAUACUGCCUAAUUGAUCAUGAAAGCUUGUCAUAAACUGCCGUUCAUUCAGCCCAAUUUGGUACUUGGCCCCUUCUCUACCGCCUUACCCCAAUUCACAGCAAUAUCUUUUGCUUUUCCCUCUGGUAACAUAGUAAUCCUCUUAGUCCUGGAAUGCUGACUGGUAAUGAUGUCUGUGUUUUAUUAUUGUUAUUAUUAAUAUUAUGAUUGUUACUUAAACUAGACUCAGGCAAAGAAAAAGUGGCUGCACAAAGAGAGGGUGACACUGACUGUUAUAAGUUUGGAAGGUAUCAGGAUUGAAGAUGAGACUUCUCAAGUAAGUGUGCAAAUAAUUCAAAUAUUAUUUAACCACCUUGUGAUCACCAUAGAUACAGGACAUAUAAGCUGCACCCAUGGGUGUGCAACUUAAAUUUUGGUAAAGGGAGUUUUUUUUUUCCAAAAUUGGGAAAUUAAAAUGCUAAGUAAAACUAUGCAGUAUAUUUCUAUCUCUACAUCUUAUCCAAUAUAUUUUGUUUGAUUAAUAUCAGUAUUUGGGCAACUGCCCACCUACCCCUCCCCUAACCCAACAUUAACCUGAACUUGUUAUCAAUUGACUGUUGUUGAGUUAGGGGAGGGGUAGGUGGGCAGUUGCCCAGAUACUGAUAUUGAUCCAUUUUUUUAUUUUAUCAAAAAAAAAAAAAAGGAAUAAGUUAACUCUUAAAUCUCAUCAAAAUACUGCUUUCACUUUUCCCAUCUAAUCGUUAAAGAGAAUUUUCAAGGGGCAGUAUAUGGUUCAAAUGUUUUGUUACAUGUUACAGUACAUUUUCUUUAUCAAUUUACCCAUUGAAAUAUCUAUUUAUUUACUUAUUUAUUCAUUUAUUCACUCAAGUCAAAAAUAACUGGAGAGUACUGAACAAAGGAAGGGCUAAACAACAGAAGGGAAAGAUUCAAUGAAAUCUCCAGGUGCCCUUUCCAUCUCAGUGCUUUUUGAGUUUUUUAUAGGUUUUACUGAUUUUUUUUUUGUUUUAGAAAGUGAAGCAUAUGCAUCCUGUCAAGAGAAUAACAUUUGUCAUUCCUGACCCAGAUGAUAGGAAAAUAUUUGGUUAUGUUUUCAGUCAACCUGAUUGUUCCACUGGACAUAAAUUUUAUGCCCUGAAGUCAGAAAAUGUAAGAGGGACUAAAAAAAAUUGUUUGCUUUGUUAAAUGAAAUACAAAAAAUGCAUUGGCUAGUUGUAGGAGACGUGAUGCAUGGUCUUGGUUUGAGACAUGUCUUGUUCACUGUGUUGUGUUACUAUUGGGAUCUGAUGUCUCACACUCGCAAUGUCUCUCUCUGCUGAGGAACAUAUGGAGGUAUAUCAAAACUGCUAAAGAAUUAACUUAGCAUUAAUCCUCACCCUGGCUGAAUUAACAUUUAACCAAGGUAAGGAUGCAUACAGUGCCCCUGGUUAUGUCAUAUGCUCAUGAAAGUGGAAUGAGCAUCUGGAUCAAGCUCCAGAAGCAAGGGCUAUGGGCUUAACAGCAGACUAA